UAUUGUUUUUUCUUAUUUCUUACAAAAUUAUCAGUUGUGGCUACUACAAGGAUUAGGCAGCUCCUAUCAGACACCGGUGCCUUUGCUGACUGGGCCACCUCUAAUUCCUCCGGUAUCCGUACCGCUGGUCCAGACGACCUCUCACUCGGCUUCAAUGCCGGUCCCACCGCCGCUGAUGCAUCCGCCGGCCAAGCAUCCGGUACAACAUGGCCUAACUCAUCCAGGUCCAUCAACUACAACCUCCCUCCAGAUAUAGGCAUGGUGGGCCUUCGCGAUGUCUUCGUUGUGGCUCCUGCUGCUCCCUUCAACCACCACCACCACCACCACCACCACCAGCAUCAUGAGCAAAUCAAUCUUUCAACAGCAGAUCCAAUCAAUGCUUCCAAUGCUACAGCUCUUGGUGUUGGGGUAGGUGUUGGUGUCAUUCCACUCCUUACAUCAGCGCCUUGUCUUACGCCACAAAACAUGGAUGAUCAAGAUUUGUUGCAUAAUGGUCGAAACAAGAUUAGUGGAAUUCAUCAGUUUUGGCAAAACCAAGGCACUCAAUAUAUCAAGAAAGCUUCUGACACCACCCCUUCGAUUAUUGAUCAUCACAAUAAUUCUUCAACAGCGAAUCUUCUACUACAAAGUGGAAAUGGUGGAGGUAAUGGUAGUGGAAAUCUUGGAGGGAAUUCAUCAUCGUCUGCUACAACUACGUGUGAGGAUUGUGGAAACCAAGCGAAGAAAGAUUGUAGCCAUAGAAGGUGUAGGACGUGUUGUAAAAGCCGUGGUUUUGAUUGUGCUACUCAUGUGAAGAGCACGUGGGUAGCGGCUGCGAGGAGGAGAGAGCGUCAGCUUAUAGCAACUGCUGGUGGUGGUGCUGGUUCCACUGGGUCUACUUCUGGUUCCAAGAAACCUAGGCUUAUAAACUCUCAAGCUACUACUACUUCUCAUACUUCCACUUCUAAUACGACUCCUCCAAGGAGCUAUGACACGAGUUCUAGUCACCAAGAUGCAGGUUUUAAAGAGAGAUUACCGGUGCAAGUAACUGCACCAGCAGUUUUUAGGUGUGUUAGAGUGACAGCAGUGGAAGAUGGUGAAGACCAGUAUGCGUAUCAGGCUGUGGUGAAGAUUGGUGGUCAUGUUUUCAAAGGGUUUCUAUAUGACCAAGGAGUUGAAACAAGAGAUGGGUUCCCUAAUAUAUCUGAAUUGCAUUUGGGUGCUGCUAACGGCGGCGGCGGCGGCGGCGGCGCAGGGAGACAUGGGGCCUCUUCUUCCCCGAUUCUCGAUCCUUCAGAUGUUUAUGGUGCUUCUGCUGGAGGGUUACUAGGAGGUUCGGCCUUUGGAAAUCCAAUAAAUUAAGGUUUAUGAAGGAGUAACAUUCUUGUCUAAUUUUUCUUAGGUCCGCUAAUUAUUAUCAAUAGGGUUUUGGUAAGUUGCCCCUUAAUUUGUACCUUAGUAACAUAUGUUCCAUCUUUGAAAUUUUCAGCUUCUUGGUUUUAGCAUUCUCGCUCCUCAAUUCUACUUGCCUUUUGUAAUUGCACUUUGAGGAUCCUCACAUAGCAAAGAAGCUGCCUUAUCUCACUAGUAGAGAAUUCCUGUAUCAAAUUUUAGAAAAGAUAGUUAAUAAAAUUUCAAAAAUCCUAUUCCACCAGAUGUAUUAGUUCUGAAACUGCGAUGAAAAAAAAAUCUGUUUGUUUUCUUGAA
This is a messenger RNA of Populus nigra (black poplar), 1686 nucleotides long. RefSeq names its product protein LATERAL ROOT PRIMORDIUM 1-like. The transcript has 2 exons. Gene Ontology annotation, cellular component: nucleus. Gene Ontology annotation, biological process: positive regulation of DNA-templated transcription. The record is from RefSeq and is a predicted model, not a curated record. Gene Ontology annotation, molecular function: DNA-binding transcription factor activity; DNA binding. The coding region runs from base 259 to 1341 and encodes 360 amino acids. NCBI's taxonomy places the organism in Eukaryota, Viridiplantae, Streptophyta, Magnoliopsida, Malpighiales, Salicaceae.